Messenger RNA from Electrophorus electricus (electric eel), 2880 nucleotides. RefSeq names its product GATA binding protein 4 (gene gata4). Gene Ontology annotation, biological process: positive regulation of transcription by RNA polymerase II; negative regulation of transcription by RNA polymerase II; cell fate commitment. Gene Ontology annotation, cellular component: nucleus. The record is from RefSeq and is a predicted model, not a curated record. Gene Ontology annotation, molecular function: RNA polymerase II cis-regulatory region sequence-specific DNA binding; zinc ion binding; DNA-binding transcription factor activity, RNA polymerase II-specific. NCBI's taxonomy places the organism in Eukaryota, Metazoa, Chordata, Actinopteri, Gymnotiformes, Gymnotidae.
AUCCCUACAUCACAGUUUCACUGCUUCUGACCAGGCGCAGGAGCUUGAAGCACAGCACAAAAUGCUUUGCGCGAGGGAAAGAUAAAGGUCACCAGUGUAGAACUGCUUGGAGCCGGCGAGCAGGGUACAAGUGAAUUUCCACGCGGCAGCAGAAUCGUAAGAGCUCCAGUACUGUGAAAUAUUGGCGGAUGACCACAUGUGCAGCGUGGACAUGUAUCAAGGUAUAACCAUGACAACGAACCACGGACCCCCGUCUUACGAACCGAGCUUCCUUCACAGUGCUGCCACCGCGGCCACGUCUCCGGUCUACGUGCCUACUACCCGAGUUACCCCGAUGAUCACGACUCUCCCGUACCUCCAGACGCACAGCGCUUCGCAGCAGACUAGCACAGCGCCCAGUCACUCCGCUUGGGCACAGCCGGGAGUUGAGACGGUCCCGUCCUACAACUCGGCUAGCGCGCACCACUCCCCAGUAUCCCCGCGUUUUACGUUUUCCACCACAAGCCCGCCUCUAACAUCUGGGGUCGCGACCGCCAGGGAAAGUACAACGUACACGAGCCCACUUAACAUCUCCACUAACGGUCGGGAACAUUACGGUUCCCGUGGCCUGGGUGGGUCGUAUCACACUCCGUACACGGCGUACGUGAGCCCGAAUAUGGGGGGAACAUGGACAGCGUCUCACUUCGACAGUUCGGUGCUUCAUAGCCUACAGACCGGAGGAACAGGCGCUGCGACAAGACAUCCAAAUUUAGAGCUGUUCGACGAUUUCGCAGAGGGCCGUGAGUGUGUGAACUGCGGGGCCAUGUCCACUCCUCUGUGGCGGCGGGAUGGAACCGGUCAUUACCUGUGCAAUGCUUGUGGACUGUACCACAAGAUGAAUGGCAUAAACAGGCCACUGAUCAAACCUCAGAGACGACUAUCUGCUUCCAGGAGGGUUGGGUUAUCCUGCACCAACUGUCACACUACCACCACCACCCUGUGGAGACGAAACACUGAAGGGGAGCCUGUGUGUAACGCCUGUGGCCUCUACAUGAAACUACAUGGGGUUCCUCGUCCUCUGGCCAUGAAAAAAGAAGGGAUUCAGACCCGCAAGCGCAAACCCAAAAGCCUUAACAAGUCCAAGCCUGGAACCCCUGGGACUGAUGGCCAUAACCCCUCUAGUGCAGCUGGCACCAGUGGUACCAUAGCAGAGCCCCGCACCAUUAAAACUGAGCCGGAUACGCCUACUCUCUAUUCCCGUCAUAACAUCCACACACAGGUCCCCGCUAUUCCGGCCUACAUGGGAAGUCUGAGUGGAGCUUCAAACCUAAAGCUCUCCCCAGGAACCCACACAGGGGCACCCUGCUCCAAGACUGAGCCCUGGAACAGCCUGAUUCUGGCUUAGGUUCAAAUGUGACAUCCCCUGGUCAGACGCCGCAGAUCCGACUUGUAUGUUUGAAGGAUCCACAGCACAGCGGAAUGAUCUACCCUAAAAGAAGCAAAACAGCAAUCCCAAAAACCCAAGAAACACAACCACAAGACAACACAACCCUCAAUGUGUCCUUAAACAAUAAAAAAUGCAGUGAAACUAGAAGAAGCAUUUUAAGGAUCCAGACAUGCAAGGCAAGUGUCACUUAAUGGAGGGUGUGAACUAGACAAGCGUGGAAUGCACUAAAAAAGAAAAUGGCCUCUCACAAGGCUAAAGAUUCCUGGGACCCAUAAUACCUGAGACCAAAGACUGAAUGCAAGAACAUAAAAUAUCUUGUGAAACAAUCACAGAUUAUAUUAAUGAAGUGCCUCGGAUAUUUAUCAAAUGACAAUCAAACAACCUCAUGUGCCUUAUUAUUGCUAACAUGUUGCUCUCAGCACAACAUACCAAACACCCCCCCCACCCCACCAACCAUUUAAAUGAUGUGACACUGUCACCUUUAUAUGAAAAAGUGACAACUUUGAUUGUGUGAUUGUAUUAAUGAUUUUUAUAUUAUGACUGGCCUUUGACUUCAUUGUUUGCAAUGUUCUAACAGCAAAAAAAGAAUAUGUGUUUAGUACUAGCUUUGCUAACUUCACUAAGAAACAUUACAUAUUAGACAUAUACUCUGUGUUCAAGAGACAGGAGUUUCCUAUAAGUCAAGAAAAAAGAGAACUAUGUUAAAAGAUAACUUGAAACAAAGUCAAAGCACUCCGUUUGUUAUUUUGUGGUAAAAAGAAACUCUCCAAAUCCACGCCACAAUGUUUCAAAUUACAGUUUCCCCCAUUGUACACAUUCCAUACACAUAAACUGACAUCACAAUAAGAGGCCUAUAAAAUUCUUAUAUUUUGAGUCAGAAAUUGUAAUAACUGUCCAUAAGAACUCCUAUCACAUAGGCAAAUAGCCUAAACUACUUUUCUGAACAAAAAUCAAAUAAUACCUUCCAUACUAAUUUCUAUUUGAUAUUAAGUUUUUUUAUGCAUACUAAUGCACCACAAAUUUUCACAUUUGAUUUAGCAUUUAUUGAUUUUUUUUCCUUUUCAUUUUGAGAUCAAUUGCUCCAUAUAUUUAUUGACUUGAAGAAAGCAGGGACAAGCAUUUACCUUCAUUCAGCACAGGGUUCUAACUGUAGGUUAGGUCAUCACUGAGCAUCCCCUUUAUACUUUGAACAGUGUUAUUUUGUCCUUAUUUGGCUGCGCUCUUGUAAUUUACAGUAUAUGAAUGUGUAUAAAACAUAUGUAGACUAUGUAUGGACACCUCACUGUUAUAGUGGUUAACCUCUGAGUAACAAGAUACCACAUGAACAGAACAAAUAAAGUGCAAAUGACCACAGGAUCAUCAUGGUCUGUAACAGUGAUGAUCUUAUUACACUAUAUAUCUUUUCGCACUGUGUAUGAUGAUUAAGAGAAACAUAAAAAAUAAGAUUCAAACCA